AUGUCAGUAUUUAGCCAAGAUGAAGAGUUCAUGGAUAAUAUGAAAAAACAGCCACCAGCACCCACAACAGAUCAAACAAAGGCAGAAAAAGAAUUAUCGAACCUACAAUCUCAAAAACAACAACAAUUAAUAGACCAAAAUCAAAAUUUCUUGAAAGAUUUAUUCCAUGAUAAUGCAACUCAACCAAUACGUAUUAAAAAUGUUCAAUUGACUAAUGGAGAACAAUACAGAGAUUCUUUCUUGGUCGAACAAUUCAAACCAUUAAUGACUGGUGAAGUGCUAUCUUUAACUAAUUAUCUAGAAACCAUUGAUUCAAUAUCUAAAAAUUUCUUGAAGUUAGGUAUAGUGGAAAAUAUACUAUGCAACACUCAUCAAAUAAAUCAACAAACAAAGCCUAAUUUUGGAUUCGGUGUAAAACCUACCACCACAAAUCAAAGUGCAAUUAAUGUUGUACCCGUUUUCAAUGUAAUACCAAUCAAAAAAUUCCUAGCUAAGACAGGUACAAAUAUAGGCAAUGGAGAAGGGGAUGGAUAUAUUCAAUUUCAAUUGAGAAAUAUUCUUGGUGGGGCCGAAAAUUUAACAUUUGAUGCUGUAACGGGAUCAAGGACAUCAAGUUCAUUUUUAGUUAAUUAUAAUCAACCUGUAAAUAAUGAUGCAGAUUACAUAUGGGAUAAUUCAUUCAGUAUAAAUACUAGAAAAUUGGAUUGGAUUCAAAGUAAUUUACAUUCAAAGUCAAUUAUAAAUAAAAUAUAUACACAAUAUAAUAAUUCCUUCUUGAAUCAUGAAAUCAUCUUGGAAAAUUCAUUGAAAAAUUUAGAUAACUAUGGAUCGAAAUCAUUUGCAGUAAUGAAACAAUGUGGAGAGCAACUAAAAACAUCAAUUGCAUAUAAUUUGAUUUAUGAUUCGAGAGAUAACAAGCAUCUACCAUUCAAGGGAACUUUAUGUCAAUUAGGUAUAGAAUAUAACGGACUUUUUAAAUUUAAUAAAAAUCCAUACUUUAAAAUAGCACAAUUAUCACAAACAGCUUAUGCAUUACCAUGGAUAAAUUCUCAUUUAUUAUAUACAAACAAGUGUGGUUUAUUAUAUUCGUUAGCUAAAAAUGGUGAAACUUCAAUACUAGAUAGAUUUUAUAUUGGUGGACCAAAUGAUGUUAGAGGUUUUACGCUAAAUGGUUUAGGACCAAAAGAUAAAAACUCGUACCUUGGUGGAGAUUUAUUCUCAGUUGGUGGUGUUUCACUAUUCAUUGAUAUACCAUACUACAAAGAAUCAAAUUUUAAAUUUCAUAAUUUUUUAAAUUGGGGUAAAAUAGUGACUUACAAUAAGAAUCAGAGUUUUUAUGAUAAUUUAAAAAAAUUAGGUGGUUCUUAUUGUGUUAGUUGUGGUUUUGGUAUUUUGUAUAAUCAUCCCAUGGCCAGAUUUGAAUUAAAUUUUGUCUUACCAUUGGUGGCUAAUGAGAAAGAUAAUAUAAGAAAAGGUAUACAGUAUGGUAUUGGAGUUUCAUUCUUGUAA
Messenger RNA from Lodderomyces jiufengensis, 1509 nucleotides. RefSeq names its product SAM complex subunit (gene SAM50). NCBI's taxonomy places the organism in Eukaryota, Fungi, Ascomycota, Pichiomycetes, Serinales, Debaryomycetaceae. The record is from RefSeq and is a predicted model, not a curated record. Bases 1 to 1509 code for a protein of 502 amino acids. Gene Ontology annotation, biological process: protein insertion into mitochondrial outer membrane. Gene Ontology annotation, cellular component: outer membrane; SAM complex. The transcript has a single exon.